AAAGCAAAAUAAGACGGAGUGUUUUUUGUCUACUAAAGUUGGCCCGCUCUCGCGGAACAAGGUUGCUUAAGGCAGAUGAUGGAUACUGAUCCUACACCUGAGAAUGAUCAGGAAGAUCAUUUGAUUGGUGUAACAUUGGACACAGUUGCAAUGAAUACAGGAAAUGAUCAGCAAACCUUAGAAGCACUGCCAUCUGGUGGCUCAACUGUGUCUCCAUUAAUAGAGAAUUCAGUUGGACAUAUGAACAACUCUCUUUCUACUGCAUCAGUUAUCUUAUCUUUGGAUUCUGACCCAUUGGGAGAUGAUGUGGAAGUGAAUCAGCCAGAUUGUGAUACAAAUGGAGCACAUACUGAAAUUGGUGAGAGUAGGGAAGACGACUCUCUUGCUAACAAUGAAGUAGUAGAAGACCAAACAACAGAAGAGAAUGGAGCCACAGAUGAAGUUGUUACCAUGAGAGAUGCUAGUGAAAUGCCACCAACUCCUUCAGCUUCUUUUGAAGACAAAGGAACAGAUGAUUUCUUGCAUGACCAGGAUGACAAGCCUGUCAAAUUUGGCAAAAUUGUAGAUCCUCAUGUGUUGGGCUGCUGUGAAUUCUGUGGAGGUCCAGUAAAGAGGCGUCGCUAUUGUUCUCCUCUGAAGCGAUUCUGCUCUAAGGGUUGCUCUCGCAGUUCUAGAAAAGCCAACCAAAAGAAGAAAGAGGAUGAAGACAACGGACAGGACUCUGACGAAGGAAGCACCACAGGAGUCACUGAAGGUGAAACUCCCCAUAAAUUUACUUGGAGUGAUUAUAUGGAAGCAGCUUUAAGCAAAGCUGCCCCUGAUUGCUGCUUCAAACAUACAACUGUGGAUGUACCAGGCCUUAAACCAGGAAUGAAACUUGAAGCUGUUGACAGGAACAAUCCCCCUUCGUUUUGUGUUGCAACAGUUAUUCAACAGGUUGGGCACAGGGUGCGUAUACGUUAUGACGGCUUUGGAAAGGACAAUAGCAAUGACUGCUGGUGUAAUUUCCAAGCAGAGGAGUUACAUCCCAUUGGUUGGUGUGCACAGAAUGGCUAUCCUCUCCAACCUCCCAAAGGUAUAAACAGUACUCUUGAAGACUGGAGGACAUUUUUAACUCAGACUCUCACAGGAGCUCUGGCUGCACCUCAUGAUCUGUUUAGAAAGACUCAAGAACACUUCCAACCAAGAGUUCAUGGGUUUGAAAUUGGCAUGAAAUUAGAAGCUGUUCACCCAAUGAAGCCAUCAAUCAUCUGCCCUGCAACAGUCACCAAGAGCUUGGGACCCUACUACUUUGCUGUUACUACGGACUAUCAAGAAGAUGUGCCCGCAGUCACAUUUUGUUGCCAUAGUGACUCUCCAGGGAUUUUUCCUGCAGGCUGGUGUUCCAGACACCAAGUGGAUUUGUCUGUUCCUGGAAGCUACACCAAAAAGACCUUUGCAUGGGACAAAUAUUUAACUGUAUGCCGGUCAACUCUUGCCCCUGCUCAUCUGUUUCGGAAAAUGAAAGCCCAUAAAUUCAAACCUGGGAUGAAACUAGAAGUGGUUGACCUAGAGAAGCCACACAUCAUUCGAGUGGCCACCAUAACAAACAUCAUGGGUCGUAUGCUGCAGCUUUUCUUUGAUGGACAAUCCAAGUUCCAGUUUGUGGAUUUUGAAUCCCCAGACAUAUACCCCAUUGGCUGGUGUAAAAGAACUGGACACAUACUUCACACUCCAUUUGGUACAAUUCCUUCUGAUGCAUCCAGCUCAGAUGAGGAAGACACUCUAGUACUGCCCUCAUUUCUGGAGGUCAUGGGAAGGCAGAACCAAACCCAGUCAGGACAACAAGCCCUGGGAAUUUUACCCAGAAAGAUCCCAGCUGUGAGCAAAAUUGAAAAAGAUGACAAGUCUCCAGGCGAAGAAAGUGACAUUAGUGAUGAUGACACAGGGUCAGAACGAUUUUAUCACAACAAGAACCAGAUCUUCUUUAACAAGAGCUGUUGCUAUGGACCCCUGUUAGACCCGGACAAGGUGUCACAACUGCCCGAGGCUACCCCUCCUGGGAAGGUCAGUAGCGUUAUACGCACGGGGCUGGAGAUGGUAGCCAAGGCAGCAUUUGAUCCAGAAAAGGUUAUAGAUUUGAUGCAGGAGGGAUGCGGAGUGCGGGUAGUGGUAAAACACAAAGGCAAGAUUCUUAAAAAGGCGAUUUCGCGCGUGGAUUCGCGACCGAAGUUGGAGCGCUACCUGAAGAGAUUUUGCAGACGACUCAUUUGUUGUGAAUUCUUUUUGAGUUUAAAGCCGGUACCAACGCCAUGCCCCGAUCGCUGCCAAGCUGACGAUCAAGGAAAUCUCCAGGGUCCAAAGGGCUUGAAAGCGAAACGUUCCCGUGAAUACUUUGAAGUCAAGCAUCUAGGAGUCGAGAAAAAGAAGCGAGGCCGGAAGCGGAAGUCGGAAUAUUUACUUCCAGGGGACCCUAACAACGUUGCCACAAGGACCCUGGUGGAGAACGGUCUAUCAAUCGUAGGGGCGUCCUUCAAUGUGGCACAGGGGCAGAAGAUCUCUUCUGCGACGACCACAGCAACGACCACCAUUUUACCUGUUCAGAAUGUUACCGUCACUUCUCAAACCCCUGGGACUGCCGUUGUAAUCCCUCAGGGAGUUUCUCCUGGGGUUUCUACUUCAACAGUUACAGUUGGAAACGUGGGGUUCCAGGUUCCUGGAAAUGUAACGAUGCCCCAUCCUUCACCAAGUACAGUAAAAAGCGUACCAUUACUCGUACCUCAGGGGAAAGUUCCUUUGGCGCAUCCUCAACGUGGACCCGUUCCGAUUAACGCUUUGCCAGGAGGAAAACCUGUUAUGAAAGAGGGAGGUCAGACGCAUAAUCCUUCCAGUGGUAACAGCCCCAUAUCGUUACCGGAUGGCACAAGUCGAAUAGUCACCAAUGUGUCAAGCCAAAGAUUUGCCACAAGUGCCACGAGCUCUGGAACGACCAUCACGUUUGGCCGCGCCCCACCCAACGUUACCAUAUCCAACUGUACUCCUCCACCGCUGACCAAGAUUGCUACAGAGGCCAGUAGCAGUCACGUGACCGCAUCUACAAACAUGGCGGUAGAACCAGCGAAUCAACUUGCGAUUCAUGCAGUUUCCGCUGUUCAAACCGCCAGCAGUGUGUCCGUGCCGCCACCUUACUCUACUAGCAGUGCGCAUGGUCCACCCGUAUCCAGAGCCUCGUAUGGCACGCCUACCACAGGACAACUGUCCGUAAACACUGGCUACAGACCUGCCACAAGUCCGCCAGUGUAUCCUCGACAAGUAUUGAGUCCAAAUCCCGGAGGAGUGAUCCGCCAUCCCGGAGUUCACCCAAAUCCUCCGGGGACGUCAUCUGCAGUUCCAAUCAAACCAGGUGGUGGGACACCUCCUCCUCCCCCACUUGUUCCCAAUGCAAGGGUUGGCCAAGGAGGACGUCCCCAAGGGAUGUACGUUCAAGCUCAGCCGAACAGCAGCAGUAUGCCACCGCCUCGCCCUGGAAUGCACACUCACCCUCCAUCUUACAAUCCCAUAGCAGUUAGGACAGGGGUAGUAAACCACCACCCUCAAGGAAAUGCUCCGCCGCCUCCCCUCAGUAGCUCCCCAGGGGUUUCAAGCUCCAGCGGACAGCCUCACCCAGGUUCGGGAGAUAGGGUGGUUUCGCAAGCGGGCGUCGCAACUAUGUCCCAAAGGCCAAUUAUGCCAAACUAUCCAGGGAUCCCCCGAUCAAUAAAUCCUGGUAUGUCUCCGCGGAAUGCCCCCCUGAGGUUCUCGAGUGUCAGAGCACCCUUAGGAAGUGGGUAUCCCCGGCAUCCUCCUCCCAUGCGUCCCCAGGGAGGAGCUCCGUUGAAGAUGCCCCCCCAUCAACAGAGCUUCAAAUUGCCAUUCCCAGUGCCUACAGUGUCUGGCAAUGUACAGCGAAGUGUUGGAUCCAGUUUACCUGGCAUUACGUUAGUGGAUUCGGUAUCAAUGUCAAAAUCUCACCUUGCGCCAACCCCGAUACAACCGAAAAGUUCCAUCGAGCAUUUACAAGCCCUCACGAACGCGACCGAUAAAGACACGAAGAUAACCGAAGAGAUAACCAUAAAAGAAGAGCAAGAAGACGAAGAAAGAAAAAUGGCGGACGAAGAAGAAGAAGUAGGAGAAGGAGAGGAAUUAAUUGGAGACAAAUCACAAUCGCCUCCGAAGAGAAACCUUUGGUGGCUGAAAAAGAAGCGUAGAAAACGCACACGAUUGACCUACAUUAAGUCGAAAUACCGUCGGAAGGACGAAGAAGGCGCGCCGAGCACUUCCGAAGUAGCUGCCAUGGAGGAAGAAGUUGAACUCGACGAUCUUCCGAAAUCUCCUUCAGGGGAAAGACCAAAGCGAGGCCGGCCGCCAAAGGGCAUUGGGUUUCGAUUCAAGACAGAGAGCUUCUCGAAUAGUGAUCCAGAUUGGGACGAGACAGAAGAGAGAAGGAGAGUAAAGCCUAUAAUCAAAAAGAGGAAAGGACGAAUGAAGAAAGAUUCUAACGAAGUAACAUCACCUAAACUGAAAUCCCCAGGCUUGGGCGGGCCGUCGCAAAUCCCGAUGAUCCCUGGUGUACCUGUGGUUCGAGAGUUGGGUACCGCAGGACCCUCUGGUUCCACCUCGCCUAUGGUUCGCUCGCCGUCAGUUUCUCGUGCACAUGCCCACCAUGGAACAGGGAUGCCUGGCGACAAGCGCAUCACUUCUCCUAAGGGUGCUAAGAUGAUGCGCAUGAGCUCUGGAACUGAUCCUAGAGGUCACCACUCUGCAUCAAGAUAUUCGCCUUACCAUUCCCCGACGUCAAACUCACCCUUCUCCCCCUUGGGGAAUCGACCCAUACGCCCAAAGCCGUUCUGCGUUGAUGUCGGCACUAAUACGUCACUUCCGGGCUGCGUUAAUGGCCGAUCACCAGACCUCCCCGCUAAUCCUUCCACGUGGUCAGUGGAACAAGUUGUGAGAUACGUGCGCUCAACGGACUGCUUACAUUAUGCUAAUAUAUUUUUAGAUCAGGAAAUCGACGGCCAAGCACUGAUGCUGUUAUCACGCGACUCCUUGAUGCAGUUCACGCGAAUGAAACUGGGACCCACGUUGAAGAUGUGUAGCUACAUUGCUCAACUCAAACUUCGAGCGCGAUAAUGCUCACAGUUCUUCCAAGUUUUCACGCAUCUCCUGGACUAUUCCCAGAAAGUUAAAAGUUAACGGGUCAUUUUGGACACCAUUUGGAGUUAGAAACCCAGGAAAAAAGUAUUCUUGAAGGAAAGUUUCCUAUUUUUAUGACGCAUGGACUCAAAAGUUACGUUUUGUACGCUGUCACGAAAUUUGCUCCAAUGGCUUGUUCUUAGUCCGACCGUCAUCUGGUCUCCUUUGCAGCCGCUGUUUGGUCUCGUCACGCAAUGCGCUCUCUCCCACGCUGAGGGUACUCUGGGGAACGGAGUGCGUCGCAUGAUGAAACCGAACACUUCUGCGAAGGAGACUAGCCGUCUUCCUAAAUUAUUAAAAACUGGUGAAAAUAAGAAUUUGCUUUCACUUCAGAUUCAAGUGCUGCAUGGAAAAAUUUUCUUACAAGGGCACGUUAUGAGUCUUUGUGUCCAUCAAGACUCGCCAAGGAGCAGGGAAACCGCCCUGACACAUGACUUUGGGUUCUAACCUCUGUUAUCGACGUGAUAAACAAGUGUAAUUUCCUUGGGAGUGAAACUCCGCAGAGAUUCCGUAAUCGGAGAUAAGACGACUAACACAGCUUCAUAGAGGUUUACUUAAGGGGAGAAUUUGGCUCUGGAAAAGUUAUUUGAGGGAAAGUGUGUGGACAGCUAAAAGUGGUCUGGGGAUAGUUCUUUGCCCACUCUGGUUUUUUUCUUAUUUCGUUAGGGUGAUGUAUUAAAUUGAGAGCGCGUGUCGACUGAGUGACGUAAAACCAAAUCUUAAGUAUCAGCGGACAAUGUCAAUACGUUUAAGGAUUCGUGGAAAGUUCAAAAAAGAAAACGAGCAAACUUCCUGAGGUGUGCCAGACUAAGUCGUGAUUUGCUUUAUUAGCUUGGCUUCUGAUUGGUUCAAGGACUGUUUCGAGUUUUUUUCGGUUUCGACCAUUCAAAGAGUAGGGACUGGGGCAAGUCUUUUUAGAACAAUCACAGAGUAUGUCAAAAGAAAACUAUUGCAAUCCCACGGUACUUUGAGACACUUGAAAAGAGCUUUCACAACAACUCUGAUUAUUCCUAGAUACCUUUUGCAAGUUUGAGUGUGUUUUCUUAUUCUUUCUAUCCUAUAAACACAGACUUGAGAAGUAAAUCAAUCCCAGGUAAAUUAUGCCAGACAGUAAGAUUAAAAUUAGGAAUAAUUACAAUAAAUUAAAUUGAUAGAGGUGUUGUCGGCGCCUACCGUAUGCAGCUCGUUUUCAUUCGCGAGAUUAACAUUUUGAUACUUAAAAAUUGUAUAGAGUGACCUUUUUUAUGUAACAUAAUUUUUCCUGUGAAUUUGAUACUUACAAAUCUAGAGGACAAGUCCGCGGCACUCUUGGAAAGUGAUGGGUGACGUGUUCUCAGGACGGGAAUGAGUUCGGGAUAGAUCGACAAUCAUCGGAAGUUGUUGUGAAGCAACAUAACAUUCAUCAGUUUCCAAGAAUGCAAAGCCAGAAUUAGUAGUUCAGAAGUCUUCUAAAGACCGAGUUUUUGUCAAGUAUUAAAAUUAUUUUUAUUAA
This is a messenger RNA of Pocillopora damicornis (cauliflower coral), 6703 nucleotides long. RefSeq lists its product as uncharacterized. Gene Ontology annotation, biological process: negative regulation of DNA-templated transcription. Gene Ontology annotation, molecular function: histone binding; chromatin binding. NCBI's taxonomy places the organism in Eukaryota, Metazoa, Cnidaria, Anthozoa, Scleractinia, Pocilloporidae. Gene Ontology annotation, cellular component: nucleus. The record is from RefSeq and is a predicted model, not a curated record.